AGAAGGUAUUAAUAAAAUAGUUGUAGUAAUUACUAAUUUUUGUAGUGUUGUGAUUGUGGAGUUUGAAAACAAAAUCCAUUGAUGGCGUCGUUUCUAAUUGUGUUUUGUGUUUAGAUGGUGAAAGGGGGGCGUGGCUACUGGCUAGGUGUUGGUUGGAGGAGAAUAAGAGAAGAGAAGGGAUGAGAAGAGAAUAAGAAUAUAAAGAGAGAAAAAAGAAAAGCGUGGAAACAGUGUGCUGUGAAUUCUCCCGUGAACUCAGUGUAAGAAAGAGGUCGGUGCCUCUAACUACGCUUAAUAGCUCAAUUACAUUUCUGUCCCUCCACCACCCACACGCUUACGGCUUACGCUUCUGUUUUCUGUGCAAAGCAAACACAAAUUCUAAAGAAAAGGAGGAGGAGAUGAAUUGUGUGAGGUGGUGAAUUUUGAGGUGUAAUGGCGAGGAGAGAGAGAGGUUUGUCUGCAUCUGCGGCGGAUGGAGGUGGUGGAAAAGCGGCGGAAUUGAAGGAGAAGCUGAGGGGGCUGGUGAAGGCCAUCUUGGAGGACGACGACUACACCACGCGCCACGCUGAAGACGCCAUCGCCACUCUAUCGACUCUUAGGGAUUUGAAGAGAGCAUCGCCCUCAUCCUUCUAUGAUUUCAGCUUCCCCGUUCCUCCUGAAUUUCGAUGCCCCAUUUCCACCGAGUUGAUGAUUCCUCCUUUCUGUUUUCAUUCAUUGAUGUGUUGUUGCCAAAUGCAGACUUAUGAUCGGGCAUACAUUCAGAGGUGGUUGGAUGAAGGGCACAGAACAUGCCCUCAAACCCAACAAGUCCUUUCUCACACUAAUCUUACUCCAAAUUACUUGGUCCGGGACAUGAUUGCGCAGUGGUGUAAAGAGCAUGCAAUUGAGAUGCCAAAGCCGGUUCAGGACAUCAACCAAGUAGUAAGUAAUGCGGAUAGAGACCACUUGGAUUCAUUACUUCAUAAGCUGUCAUUGUCUGUCCCUGAUCAGAAAGAAGCUGCAAGAGAGCUUCGCCUCCUAACAAAGAGAAUGCCUUCCUUUAGAACCCUCUUUGGGGAGUCGGUUGAUGUGAUUCCGCAGUUGCUCAGUCCAUUAUCGCCUAAUACGGCUCAUGUUCACCCCGAUCUCCAUGAGGACUUGAUUACAACUAUUCUAAAUCUCUCGAUUCAAGACGAUAAUAAGAAAGUAUUUGGAGAGGAUCCAACUGUCAUUGCUCUUCUCAUUGAUGCCUUGAAAUCCGGAACAAUUCAAACAAGGAGCAAUGCCGCAGCAGCCAUUUUCACAUUAUCGGCUCUUGACUCCAACAAGCACAUCAUUGGAAAGUCUGGAGCCAUCAAACAUUUGCUUGACCUUUUAGAGGAGGGACAGCCAUUAGCCGUGAAAGAUGCUGCCUCAGCUAUAUUCAACCUAUGUCUUGUGCACGAGAAUAAAGGGAGGACCGUGAGAGAAGGUGCAGUCCGGGUCAUUCUGAAGAAGAUCAUGGACCACAUUCUAGUUGAUGAGUUGCUCGCUAUAUUGGCACUCCUUUCCAGCCAUCCCAAGGCCAUUGAAGAAAUGGGGGAUCUUGGAGCUGUAGCUUUCUUGCUGGCUAUCAUAAGGGAGGGCACGUCAGAGCGAACCAAGGAGAAUUGUGUUGCAAUUUUAUAUACAAUCUGUUACGGUGAUAGAACAAAGUUGAAGGAAGUUAGAGAAGAAGAAAAAGCCAACGGUACCCUGUCUAAACUUGCACGACACGGGACUUCAAGGGCAAAAAGGAAGGCUAAUGGAAUUCUUGAGAGGCUCAAUCGAUCACCCUGCUUAACACACACUGCUUAAGUUGGUAUUGGACUACCUCGUUGUAAAUAAUUUGUGUUCUUCUUCUGUACAAACGGCCUCAUCAGGUAGCUGUAAAAAAUGGGAAAGGAAAUUUCACUUGUUUGUGUACAUUACCUGCAUACAGUACUUUUUUUUUUUCACCUUCACAUGCAGUCAAGCAUAUGAAUGUAUGAGCAAAGUGUUCUGGCUUUUUGCUUUCUUUCUA
Messenger RNA from Arachis duranensis, 2020 nucleotides. Its product is annotated as U-box domain-containing protein 9. Gene Ontology annotation, cellular component: nucleus; cytoplasm. The transcript is spliced from 2 exons. Gene Ontology annotation, biological process: protein ubiquitination. The record is from RefSeq and is a predicted model, not a curated record. NCBI's taxonomy places the organism in Eukaryota, Viridiplantae, Streptophyta, Magnoliopsida, Fabales, Fabaceae. Gene Ontology annotation, molecular function: ubiquitin-protein transferase activity; protein binding. Bases 433 to 1815 code for a protein of 460 amino acids.